AUGGAAUCCACUGGGAAUCCGUUCAAGGCUAUUUGGUUGACGGAUUACGGCUUGAGCUUCAACGAUAAAAUGAAAACGAAUUGUCAUAAUCAUGUUGAGCCUAGGGAAUACAAUUGCGCAAGUGAUAAUGUUCUGAUAAUGCUAACUUGGCUGACCAAAAAUAAGCUAAAAAGUGGAAUAAUGAAGCAUCUAAAAAAGCGCAUCAUUGUUGACUUCAUCGGUUUUUACUUGUCGGAUUCAGUCUACAUGAUCAAAGAAUUGAACGCAAUUGCAAUUGACAAAAGAAACUCAGAUUUGAAUUUGUUAGUCAGGCCUCCUUAUCAAAGAGCAGAAGACCUACGGGAGUACUACUUCCUCAACUUCAUUGGAUUCAAAACUAAUUACGGUAUUGAAUGGGAUACUGGUACUACUGAUUCCAAACAAGUACGAGAAAUAUUAACUGGAUAUUUCAGAAACGCGACGCACAUUUACGUGGAAAAUUUGGAGAAGCAACAAUUGUUGGAAGCGUUUAUUGGAAAUAAUCAUAAUUUUAUUCGUUUGGAAGAUGAAGGAUUUAAAGAAGAGCCGCAAAAGAGCACUGAGUGCCGUAAUCAUAUUUACAAGAACGUUAUUUGUCCUGUUGACUUUUCUAGGGUCAUGUUGAAGUGGUUCAAGAAAAAUCUUGUUCGCAGCGUUUCCUGGCGCGAUAAUAUUGAUGAUAAUGUUGUCAGUAAAAAUAAUAACAAGAGCACACAAGAUAGUGUCAGUAAGUUGAGAAACAAAAUCAGAUAUCUUGUAAAGGAAAAAUUGGAAGCUAAGAAGAAACUUUAA
Messenger RNA from Cotesia congregata, 810 nucleotides. Lineage: Eukaryota; Metazoa; Arthropoda; Insecta; Hymenoptera; Braconidae. The record is from the annotation of a GenBank genome assembly.